Glossina fuscipes is the source of this 794-nucleotide messenger RNA. Its product is annotated as ATP synthase subunit C lysine N-methyltransferase. The transcript is spliced from 2 exons. Gene Ontology annotation, biological process: peptidyl-lysine trimethylation; positive regulation of proton-transporting ATP synthase activity, rotational mechanism; regulation of mitochondrial ATP synthesis coupled proton transport. The record is from RefSeq and is a predicted model, not a curated record. The coding region runs from base 91 to 699 and encodes 202 amino acids. Lineage: Eukaryota; Metazoa; Arthropoda; Insecta; Diptera; Glossinidae. Gene Ontology annotation, cellular component: mitochondrion. Gene Ontology annotation, molecular function: protein-lysine N-methyltransferase activity.
CGUGCAAGCAUCAGUUUUGAGCGCAAUUACUGCAUUUAACUUAAAUAAAUUAUUUGUCUACGGCAACGCCGCUAAGUAAAAUGUAAAUAAAUGGUUACACAAACGGAUACAAGGAAAUCCAUGUCCAAUGGUGCAAAAGUCUUAAUAGCAGCAACAGGCGGUAUUGGUCUAGGAAUUUCCAUAGUAUGUUUUGCAUUUGUGGCACCAGCAUUUCGUCGCAUUUGUUUACCGUAUGUACCCGCUACCGCUGAACAGAUAAAAAAUGUUUUACAUUUUUUACCACGCAAUGAAAAUCGAGUUCGUUUGCUAGAUAUUGGCUCGGGUGACGGUCGGAUCGUAAUAGCAACCGCCCAGCAAGGUAUUAAAUGCUCCCACGGUGUGGAAUUAAAUCCGUGGCUCGUAUGGUAUUCACGCUUUGCUGCGUUAAAAGAAGGCGUGUAUCCGAAAACUAAAUUUUUUUGCAAAGAUUUGUGGAAAUUCAACUUAAAACCAUACGAUUAUGUGAUUAUUUUUGGAGUCGAACAAAUGAUGGAGCAGCUGGAAAAUAAGUUAGUUUUAGAAGCGCCUCACUCUAAAGUAAUAGCUUGUCGUUUUCCAUUGCCAAACCUAAAGCCCGUAAAGAGCAUUGAUGCUGGCGUUGAUACGGUAUGGUUUUAUAAUCUUAGUGAAAACAAUACCAGCAGCCGACGUCAAGCUUAGUUCAAUUUUAAUUUUCUUUAUAUAUUGUUUGAUUUAUUCAAAAUAAAAAAAAUAAAAUUUUACUUAAAUGCAAGAUACACAGUUUCCAAUUCGAU